Molecule: messenger RNA, 4113 nt
Organism: Closterium sp. Naga37s-1
Lineage: Eukaryota; Viridiplantae; Streptophyta; Zygnematophyceae; Desmidiales; Closteriaceae
Source: the annotation of a GenBank genome assembly
AUGCAAGGCGCGCUGCGAUGGCUCACGGAGGUCUCGGCCAAUCUGAGACCGCCGCUGCUGGCGCUUGUAACGAAUCGCCUUGAAAGGGAUGCUGAAAACGCGUACUUUUUCACGCUUGGAUCGGGCCUCAAGUCACUGGGAUACGCCAUUGAGGUGAUAGCGCAGGAAGGAGGGCCCAUGGCGGACGCGUGGAGGGGCCUGGCCGUGCGUGUGACUAUAACGGGGCGCCACAACACGAGCCUGAAUCACAUCGACUGGCUGGAUUUCCUGCUCCGCCCCUCUCUCCUGCCCCUCUCUCCCGCCCCUCUCUCCCGCACCUCUCUCCCGCCCCUCUCUCCCGCACCUCUCUCCCGCCCCUCUCUCCCGCCCCUCUCUCCCACACCUCUCUCCCGCCCCUCUCUCCCACACCUCUCUCCCGCACCACUCUUCUGCCUUGCAUUCCCGCCUUGCUGCCGCCCGUGGGACUUCCUUCCCUUGCGCAGCUACCAGGGAGUUUUGGCGAACUCGUUAGAAGCCACUUCGUUUAUAGCCAAGCUGGCCCAAGAACCCUUCACCGAAGUCCCGCUGGUGUGGAUCGUACACGAGGCUGACGUGGCGGACAGGCUGGCAGUGUACGAGUCCAGUCAGCAUCUGCAAGGGCUGAGGCAGCAGUGGGUGGAGCUAUUCGCUCGACCUGACGCCCUCGUGUUCCCCUGCAUGGCACUCAAAGAGCGGUACCAGUCCCUGAACACUGGAAACUUCGUGGUAAUUCCCGGCUCGCCCACGUGGACGUACGCCGCGACCCGAUUCGCCGCGUCGCACUCGCCAGAGUCGGAGCGGGCGGCGCGUCAGAUCCCGCCUGACACGUUCACUGUAGCAGUGGCGGGAAACCAGAGGGUGUACCAGGGAAAGUGGCGGGAAAGGGCAAUGGCUAUGCAUGCCGUUCAGUCAUUGGUGCAGCCGCCUGGUUUGGGGUGGGGGUCUAUAUGGGGGUGGAUGGUAGGGGAUGCUGUGGGAAAGGGAGGAGGGGAGGGAGGAGGAGGAGGAGGAGGGGGAGGAGGGGAAGGAAGGAGGGAGCAGAGAGGAGGUGGGAGAGGGAGAGGAGGGGAAGGGAACCAAAAGGAGCGAGAGGGGGUUUCUGCUGUGGAGCGAGCGCACGUGGUGUUUAUGGGAAACUGGAACACCUCAGGGUCACAGUCGCAGCUGGCAGUGCUUAAGGUGGUAGCGAAGCAUCUGCUUAUAGCGAAUCUGACGUGGGGCGUGGGGGAGGCGGAGGGGGAGGAGGGGAUGGGUGUACUGAUGGCGAGUGAUGUGGUGGUGUGGAGUUCCGUGGAGGAGGAGAGGGAGGUGAAUCCGCUGCUGGUGAAAGCGCUGGCCCUGGGGAAGGUGAUUGUGGUGCCAAAGCUGAUCAAGAUCCGAGCAGAGUUGACCAAUGGCGUGCAAGCUCUUUUCUAUGACCCCGGGAAGGAACCUUCCAUGAAGCAGGCGCUCCUUAAGGCCGCGUCGCUCUCGCAGUCUGACGCACUUGCCAUGUCAGCAUCGGGCCGAGAGCUCUCAUUGGCUCUGGGCGCGCGCAGCGUGGUUAAGGAGGUAGCGAGGCUCCUAGAGCGGGUAAUGGAAGGGGGCGUGGGGAUUAGAAGCCCUCGGCCGGCGGAUUGGCUGUGGUGGGAUAAGAAGCAGGCGUGGAUGUGGGGGGAGGACGGUGGGUGGGGGUGGGGAGAGGGAGGGGGGAAGGGAGGAGACGGAGGAGAGGGAGGGAGCCGGGAUGUAAGAGAAGGGAGGGAAGAGGGAGGAGUACGGAAGGGAGAGGGAGGAUACGGGACGGGAGGUGGGGGGAAAACGAAGGGUGGAGAGGAGGAAGGGGAGGAGGAAGGGGAGAGAGUGGAUGUAGGUGGGGGUGUGGAGGAAGGGGAGGCUGAGGUUGUGACGGGAGGGGAGAGUGGGGUUAUUGGAGGGAGGAAGGUGAUACUAAGGAAAGGUGACUAUAAGGGUCGAAGGGUGGGGUUGAAGGAGGGAGGCAAGGAAAAGGAAGGCGAGGGGAGGGUGGUGGGGACCGGAAGAGGAGAGAGAGCAGAUGUGGAUACGAGUGAGGGUCGGAAUAGUGCGACAGAGAGGAGUGAGGGAGGGAGUGAGGGAGGGAGUGAGAGGAGGAGGAGUGUGGUGCUGCAGAUGGAGGAGGAGUGGGAGGAGUUGAAGAGAAGGGAAGCGGCGCUGCUGAUGGGAGAUAAAACGAGGGAUAGCAUGCUGAUGGCCGAAAUGGACGGUGCUGAGGAGGCGGUGGGAGGCGGGCUAGCGGGUGAAACAGGAGGAGCAGGAGUUGGAGCAGGCGCAACAGCAGCAGCAGCAGGGGGAGCAGCAGGAGUGGGCGGGGGAGUAGCGGGGCAAGGGGGGUCGGUAACAGAGGCUGACAGAAACGGUGGUGCUGUUGGCGUGGUUGAUAGGGUGGGCGGGUCUGGUGCGGUUCUGAGUGGUAGCAAGUCAAGUGCAGCGGUUUCAGGUGCUGCCGCUGCAGCUGCUGCCAUUGGGACUGUGGGGGAGGAGAAAGGCAGCGCAGGAGAAAGGACAGGAGGAGGAACAGCAGCAGCAGCAGCAGCAGCAGGAGUGCCUGAGCUGAAAGCACCUGAGGAGCAACUGGAGGCCGAUAUUUUGUGGGACCGCAGGGAACACGAAUCCCUGUCAUGGGAGGAGGUGAAGGUGGGGGUGAAGCGGGCGGAGAGGAGUGGGCUGCAUGAGAGGGACGACGGGGACCUCGAGCGAUCAGGCCAGCCCAUCUGCAUCUACGAGCCGUACACUGGGAACGGAUCCUGGCCGUUCAUUCAUGACAAGGAUACCCUGUACCGUGGGGUUAGUCUGUCGCGCUCCUCCCGCCGCCCCAACCUGUAUGACGACGUGAACGCGUGGGCGCGCCUGCCCAUGCUCGCCUCCCCCUACUACCGCGACGUGCUGUGCGACUUUGCAGCCAUGCUCGCAAUCAACUACCGCAUAGACCGAGUCCACAGGAACCCCUGGAUAGGCUUCCAGCCGUGGCGGGUCCGGGCGGAGAAUGUGGGGUUGAGCGGCGCUGCGGAAAAGGCGCUGGUUGGGACUAUAGAGGGCGGGACUGUAGCGGAUGUGGUAGUGUACUGGGUGAGUAUUGUAGACCAGGUGGAGAUUCAUAGGGAUCCGAGGAGUGCGGCGCUGGGGGAGGAUGGGGAGAAGGUGGGGGGAGGGGGAGGGGGAGGGGGAGGCGGAGGCGGGGGGGGAGGCGGAGGGGGAGGUGCGCGAGAGCAUGGGGGUAAGGGUGAUGGGGGAGGGGAGACGGGGGUAGGAGUGGGGAAAGCGCGUGUUGGGGGGUUGGAGGAGCGAAGUGGGGAUGACUUUUGGACUACAUGUGACAUGAUGAACCGUGGUAACUGCAGAGCUGCAUUCCUGGAGGCCAUGCGCCUGGUGUACAGCCUGCCUUCAAAUUGGACCACCCUGCCACCCAUGCCCACCGGAGGGGGUACCUGGUCUGCCAUGCACGCGUGGGCCAUGCCGGCACACAACUUUGUGGAGUUCAUGCUGUUUGCGCGCAUGUUCGUUGACGCCCUUGAUGUGAAAUUCUAUCAGAGACACGCGGCCCACGGCACAUGCCCACUCGCUCAGAGCCAUGCAGAGCACCCAGUUCCCACGCGCUCUAGAUCCCGCUCCCGGCGCGCCUGGUUCCAAUGGUUCUCCCGCCCGGUACUUAAAGCUAUGGAUGAGGAAAGAGCAGAAGAGACGGACGACCCCGCCCACGCGAUCAACGGGCGGCGGUGGCUUUGGCCUCAUCUAGGGGAGGUGCAGUGGCAGGGGUCGAUCGAGCGGGAUAGAAUGUUUAAAUUGUGGCAGAAGGGGCAGAAGGAGAGGAAGAAGAAGGAGAGGCUGGCGCGAAUGAGAGUGAGGUAUAAGCAGGAGGCGUUGGGAGGGCCUGUGGUGAAAACAUUGGGGGAGGUUGGGGGCGUGGGGGGGUUGGGGAGGAAUGGGAGUGUUGUGGAGAGUGGGGAGGAGGGGAAGAGAGGAAGUGGUGGUGGCGGCGGCAGUGACAGGGAAGGCGGUGUAGGCAAGAAGAGUAGCAGCAGCAGUAGCAGUGACACGGCUCAGGAGGAGGGUAAGGAGGACAGUGAUACAAGAUGA